UCUUUUGUAAGCAGCUUACCGGAAGUUCUUUAAAUGUGCGGCAUGAAAUGAAAAGCGCGAAUCUAACAACUUGAAAAAUAGAUAUCUUCGAGUUUAUCCUCAUAAUCCGCCCGUGGUGGAAAGGAUGGACCCCCAUACGUACAAUAGGGGUGAAGCCUCAUUUGAGGCAAUGUUGGAUUCUGACCUGCCUGAAGCCAGGCCAGAUGAAAAAAGUCAGAUGUUCCGUCGACGCAGUGCUGGAAUCAACCUACAAAAGUCUAUACACAUGCUAGACGAGGCAGUGGGAGCAACAUCAAGUACAGCACGCGGACCACGCACACCUCGCAACACACUUCUCAAGUACAGCACAUACACCCCGACACAUGUGUCCACCACGGAGAAGUAUGAUGUGUCACACAUGUUCACACCAACACCCAGGAAAGGAGGUCAGAUGGGCCACGACUCCUUUAAUUCAUCACUGUCAAUGAUUCGACCAGCACAGUCGAAACUGGGCACGGAUAUGUUUGACAUGACAGAGGAGGUGACCAGCACCAAUGUAGCGCUGCUGUUGGAGGACGACCCAGGCAUGGCAGCCUCUGCGGGACUCUAUCGGGACUUCGAGCAGUGCAUGAAACAUAACUCCGGUCAGAACAGUGUCCUUGACCUUCUGCUAGACUAUGAGAAUGUUUGCUCCGACCAAGUCAUCAUUCUAAGAAAACUUGCAAUCAGGGCGACCAAGCAGCAAGACAGAUUCCAGCGUACAUUCGACACGUUUGAGCUGUUGGACAAGGAGAAGAUGACAUGGCAGCUGGUGCGGUCGUUGUACCGUGACCGCCUGGAGUGGGGCGUGACGGGGUCGGAGGACGAUGAGGACAUGAUGGUGGACAAACCUCCCCCUGUGUCGAGUCCAAGUGAGCAGAACGUCAUGAAGACGUUGUUUGAGAAGGACAGCACAGUAAGGCAGAGUCAGCUGGUUGUGGACUGGUUAGAGAACUGUGCUGAAGAUAGCCUGUCCAUGUUGGCUGACAACGUCAAGUUCUUCUCGGAUCAGGCCGUUGCAUGGGAGAACACUCUUCACCAGCUUCAGAACAAGGCCCGUGGAGUCCCCACCACUAGCGACAGACCCCUGGUGGACCAACUGGACCCGGAUGCUCCGAUCCGUCAGAGUAAGAUCCUGGACGACCUGGACAAGGAGGACGAGACCCGACUCCUGCAGCAUCUGUUUGCCUGUAUCCGGGCUGGGCAGCUCGACAAGGCUCAGGAAGUGUGUCAGACGUGUGGUCAGUCGUGGCGAGCUGCAACACUAGAGGGCUGGCGCUUGUUUCAUGACCCCAACUAUGAGAGCCUGGGUCACGACGGUCAGAUCGGCGCUGUGCAGGGCAACUCCUACCGCGAUGUGUGGAAGUUGGUGUGCUGGAACAUGGCGCAGGAGUCCAAGUUCAACCUGUACGAGAAGGCCAUCUACGCCGUGUUGAGCGGGAACCUGAAGGCCGUGCUGCCCGUGUGCCGCACGUGGUACGACUAUCUGUGGGCGUACUACAAGGUGAUGGUGGAUGUGAAGGUUGAACAGGAGCUGCGUCUCAACAGCAUGGCUGAUCGUCUGCAAGAGGACAUGCCUAACGAGUACUGGGAGAAACUCAUAGAACCCAGUCAAGUGUUUCAAGAUAUUGAAGCAAGUUUUGAUGAGUUGGUGAGGUCAGAGUCCCAGAAGUGGUUCCAUGUCAUACAGAAAUACAUCAUCCUGGGAGAUGUGGAUGCCCUGAUAGAGGUUAUGUACAACUGGGUGAGGCGAGACCGCCAGAAACUGCCGCCACAUCUAGUCAGGUUUAUGGCCCACCUGGUGCUGUUCCUGCGAGCCAUUGGACACAGCACAAAGGAGGAGCUGUGCACCACCAUCCUGGAAACAUACGUGGAGGACCUCAUCAACAACAAACACAAGCAUCAGGUGGCGCACUACGUCGCCACUCUCCCAAAGGAGUCCCAGGUCAUCUGGUACGCCAAGUUUCUGGAAGGUAUUGACAACAAGGAGGAGAGGCAGCAUUGUCUGCAGCUCGCAGAGGAGGAGGGGCUCAAUAUCCCCCUCAUCACCAAGACCGUUGUUGAGAACAUCCGCCAUCGGGACUCAGAGGUCAAGGUCAAAGCAGACAUGUCUGUCGAGACCGCAGUGUCAGAGGAGGAUCGUAAGAAGAUCGAGGCAAUAGACUGGCUGGUGUUUGACCAGUCGCAGCGGUCGGAGGCUGUGAAACAGGCCAACGCAGUCAUGAGGUCAUUCAUCGCUGUGAAGAAGCAUGUAGCUGCAAGAGAGGUGUUCGACAAGCUGCCGGCCGACUCGGUGGACGUCAUCUACAGAAUCUGGCUCUCCAAGACUGGGUCAACAUCCCUGCUGUCGUCGGAAGAGAACGCUAUCCGGGAGUACAUGUGUAUCAAGGCCUACCUGGAUGCCAUUGAGAGUUUCAACGACUGGUUCUCCCUCUGUCAUCACGGCAAGCCAGCCAAACCUGAUCUGACAGUGGGCGCCAGCUUCACAGACCGUGUGGCGUACGAACAUCGCAUGAAGCAGUACCAGAUGGAGGUGGACAGAUGGAAGCACACGCUCCUGAUGCAGACAAAGACAACUAAGGACCAUAUAUACAAUGUGCUGCUGUUUACUGAUGGAGGCUGGAUGGUGGAUCAGAGGGAGGAGAAAAGUGUUGAUGAGUCCCGCCACCACCAGAUGGCGUUGUUGAGACAGCUCCACCUACCAGCAUUGUGCCUUAACCUGCAUUAUGUACUACACACCAGCGAACUGUUCGCAGAAUGCCUCCAACUGGCCGACUAUGUCUCCGCAGAACGCUAUCAGCUAUACAAGGAAUUCAACAAGGAUGACCUUCAACGACUCCUGCGACAUAUACGUGACUCGUCACUGGCUCUCCUGGACCAGAACAAGGAUCCCCUCGGCUACCAGCUGGUGUAAUGGAGAUCACUCCCCUAGACAGGAAACAACAGCGUGUGUAGAUGGGACGUGUGUGAGAGCUGCAUCAGCCAUGUGCUCUGUGUAUGAGAGUGGUGAGACUGAUGCAUGUUAGCACCAGUAUAGUGGACAGGUGUGCUUUAUGUUGGAUCUGUCCUGCCUGGACACAAGAACACUGACUGUCACAGGACACAUGAUGCAGAGCUCCAGAUAAGCUUUUGGUGUAUUGGGUAUUUUACCCAUGCAUUUUAAAAUCACUGGGUAUCAGUAAUUCUAUCUGGGUAUUCACAUUUAUGUUACCCACUAGUUUUUACACAUGUG
Haliotis rufescens (red abalone) is the source of this 3250-nucleotide messenger RNA. Its product is annotated as nuclear pore complex protein Nup107-like. Gene Ontology annotation, biological process: protein import into nucleus; mRNA export from nucleus; regulation of DNA-templated transcription. The transcript is spliced from 26 exons. Lineage: Eukaryota; Metazoa; Mollusca; Gastropoda; Lepetellida; Haliotidae. The record is from RefSeq and is a predicted model, not a curated record. Gene Ontology annotation, molecular function: structural constituent of nuclear pore. Bases 125 to 2932 code for a protein of 935 amino acids. Gene Ontology annotation, cellular component: nuclear pore; nuclear pore outer ring.